Clupea harengus (Atlantic herring) is the source of this 4743-nucleotide messenger RNA. RefSeq names its product glutamate receptor ionotropic, kainate 5. The record is from RefSeq and is a predicted model, not a curated record. Lineage: Eukaryota; Metazoa; Chordata; Actinopteri; Clupeiformes; Clupeidae. Gene Ontology annotation, cellular component: membrane. Gene Ontology annotation, molecular function: ligand-gated monoatomic ion channel activity; signaling receptor activity. Gene Ontology annotation, biological process: monoatomic ion transport.
UCCCCCAUAUUCCCUCAACUUCCCGGUCGGAUUCGGCGCGCUAUUCUCCCCCACAACCUGCCUCCCCCUCUCCACUAACGCUCCCUCUCCUCCUCCUCCCCCUCCUCCUCCGUCGGGGGCCGUGGAUACUCUCUCUUCCUCUCCCCUCCUCUGCCCGCCUCAUCUGCGGGAUCCGCCAGCAUUCCCGCGUGGGGACGACUGAGCCGGCUAGCUUCCACGCCGAUCCUUUGACAUUAGCUCCUGGUGACGUCUGAUUCAUUCUCAGGUGGUGGACCAGGCAGCCAGAAGACCAUUCUCCAUGAGGAGCAGUGGAAGAUGCCGGCUCUGCCAGCGCUGCUGCUGUCGAUACACUUCCUGUUCCUGCUGCUGACUAUGGCCCCGCACUCUUUCAGCCAGGCCCCUGCCAUGUCCGCUGUCAAAAUGGCGGCCAUUUUAGAUGACCAGUCGGUGUGUGGGCGCGGGGAGCGGCUGGCCCUGGCGCUGGCCCGCGAGAACAUCAACAGCAUGAUGGAGGGCCCGGCUCGCGCUCGCGUAGAGGUGGACAUCUUCGAGCUGCAGAGUGAUUCGCAGUACGAGACCACUGAUACCAUGUGCCAGAUUCUGCCAAAGGGAGUGGUUUCUGUCAUCGGCCCUGCCUCCAGCCCUGCCUCUGGUUCUACUGUCAGUCACAUAUGUGGGGAGAAGGAGAUCCCUCAUGUAAAGAUCGGUCCUGAGGAGACGCCGCGGCUGCCCUACCUGCGCUUCGCCUCCGUCAGCCUGUAUCCCAGCAACGAGGACCUGAGCCUGGCCAUCGGCUCCAUCCUGCGCUCCUUCAGCUACCCCACGGCCAGCCUCAUCUGCGCCAAGGCCGAGUGCCUGCUGCGAUUGGAGGAGCUAGUCCGUCGUUUCCUCAUCUCCCGGGAGACGCUGUCGGUGCGCAUGCUGGAUGACAGCCUGGACCCCACCCCUCUGCUGAAGGAGAUUCGCGAUGACAAAGUGGCCACCAUCAUCAUCGACGCCAACGCGUCCAUCUCCUACCUCAUCCUGAGAAAGGCGUCCGAGUUGGGGAUGACAUCAGCAUUUUACAAGUACAUCCUCACCACCAUGGACUUCCCCCUGUUGAGGCUGGAUGAUGUGGUGGAUGACCAGUCCAACAUCGUGGGCUUCUCCAUGCUCAACAGCAGCCACCCCUUCUACCUGGAGUUCAUCCGCAGCCUCAACCUAUCCUGGAGGGAGGGCUGUGAUCUCAGUCCUUACCCUGGUCCAGCGCUGUCGUCGGCUCUGAUGUUCGACGCAGUGCACGUGGUGGUGGGGGCCGUACGGGAGCUCAACCGCAGCCAGGAGAUCGGCGUCAAGCCCCUCAGCUGCACCUCGCCCCUCAUCUGGCAGCACGGCACCAGCCUCAUGAACUACCUGCGCAUGGUGGAGUAUGACGGUCUGACUGGACGGGUGGAGUUUAACAGCAAAGGCCAAAGGACCAACUACACCCUCCACAUCCUGGAGAAGCAUAGAGGAGGCCACAAAGAGAUCGGGAUCUGGUACUCCAACAACACCUUAUCCAUGAACUCCACCGCGCUGGACAUCAACGUGUCCGAAAGCCUGGCCAACAAGACGCUGAUAGUCACAACCAUCUUGGAGGACCCAUACGUAAUGCGCAGGGAUAACUACCACGACACCGACGGGAAUGACCAGUACGAGGGCUUCUGUGUGGACAUGCUGAAGGAACUGUCCGACAUCCUCAAGUUCUCCUUCAAGAUCAAGCUGGUGGAUGAUGGCCUGUAUGGAGCGCCGGAGGUCAACGGCUCCUGGACAGGCAUGGUGGGAGAGCUGAUCAACAGGAAAGCAGACCUGGCAGUGGCUGGUUUCACCAUCACCUCAGAGAGAGAGAAGGUCAUCGAUUUCUCCAAGCCUUUCAUGUCUCUGGGCAUCAGCAUCCUGUACCGUGUCCACAUUGGCCGGAAGCCGGGCUACUUCUCCUUCCUGGACCCCUUCUCUCCGGCCGUGUGGCUCUUCAUGCUGCUGGCUUACCUGGCCGUCAGCUGUGUGCUCUUCUUGGCUGCCAGACUGAGUCCGUAUGAGUGGUAUAACCCGCACCCGUGUGUGAGGGACCGCAGGGACCUUCUGGAGAACCAGUACACCCUGGGCAACAGCCUCUGGUUCCCCGUGGGCGGCUUCAUGCAGCAGGGCUCUGAGAUCAUGCCCCGAGCCCUCUCCACACGCUGUGUCAGCGGGGUCUGGUGGGCGUUUACGCUUAUCAUCAUCUCCUCGUACACGGCCAACCUGGCGGCGUUUCUGACGGUGCAGAGGAUGGAGGUGCCCAUCGAGUCGGCCGAUGACCUGGCCGACCAAACCAACAUCCAGUAUGGCACCAUCCAGGGGGGAAGCACCAUGACUUUCUUUAUGAACUCACGCUACCAGACGUACCAGCGCAUGUGGAACUACAUGCACUCCAAGCAGCCCAGCGUGUUUGUGAAGAGCACGGAGGAGGGCAUCGCCCGCGUGGUGAACUCCAAGUACGCCUUCCUGCUGGAGAGCACCAUGAACGAGUACCACCGCCGCCUCAACUGCAACCUCACCCAGAUCGGAGGCCUGUUGGACACCAAGGGCUACGGCAUCGGCAUGCCCCUCGGCUCUCCAUUCAGAGAUGAGAUCACUCUGGGCGUGCUGCAACUGCAGGAGAGUAACCGGCUGGAGAUCCUCAAGCGCCGCUGGUGGGAGGGGGGACAGUGCCCUAAAGAAGAGGACCACCGGGCCAAAGGCCUGGGCAUGGAGAACAUCGGUGGGAUCUUUGUGGUGCUGAUCUGUGGGCUCAUCAUCGCCGUGUUCGUGGCUAUCAUGGAGUUUGUGUGGUCCACACGCCGCUCCGCCGAGACUGAUGAGGUACGCCCUCACCCCUGCCACGGCCGACAUCACAGACACCCCCCAGUGUCCGUGUGUCAGGAGAUGAUGUCAGAGUUCCGGAACGCCAUCUCCUGUAAAAAGAGCUCCCGUUCCCGCCGGCGACGACCCCUCUCCAGUUCGGCAGUGCUCCGGCACCCCACCCGCCUCACGCUGGGGGGCCCUCGCCCCUUGAGGCUUGUGCGCGAGAUGCGCCUUAGCAACGGCAAGCUGUACAGCGGGAUGGGCCCGUUGACGGGAGGGGGCCCCCCUCUCGGGGCCAGAGCUGGUGCCAUGGGGCCGCCGGGUCCAGCGGACAUGGGCCCGGGACCACAGCGCCUCCUGGAGGAUCCACUGGGCGCUGCAGUGUCCAGCAUGCCCUCUCCCCCCGCGCCGGCCCCUCAGCCGGGCUCCCUGGGCGCCCCGGCGGCCCCGCCUCGCGGCUGCACCCACGUGCGCAUCUGCCAGGAGUGCCGGCGGAUCCAGAGCCUCCGCUCUGCCUCCUCCUGCUCCCGGAUCCCGCCCCUCCCCUCGGCCACCAGCUCCCUGCCACGGCUGCCAGCCCCGCCCCCGCCCUCCUCGUCCACAACCGACAGCGAGGGGGGCGGCUCGGCCAGCCCCCGCCGUCACAAGACCAAGCCUGCCCCUCCACCCCGGCCCCUCCCUCCAUGCAAAGCCCCCUCCACAGACUUACUGAACAAGCAGGACUGAGAAUAGAAUGUAUGGGCGGGGAGAGAGAGGCGGGGUGCUCACCUAGAGAGGAACUCAUUGGAACUCCUGCCACCCCCCCAUCCCCCCCUAAUUUUAAAGAAAAAGAGACCCGACAAACAAAGCAGCUGAUAGGAGAGGCCCACUUUAUAACAAGCCCUCUGUAUUACUGAUAAACAAAAACAAAAACAAACAAACAAAAACAAUGAAAUGAAAAGGUUGCUAAAGGAAGGGGAAUAGAGAGAGGACAGAGGCUCUGAUGGUCCUGGUGAGACAGGGCAUCUCCAUGACAUGUGGCUCAGUGCUAGGGUGCGCCCUAUGGGUUUUACAUUGACAUAAAAAACCAGUCGACCUACGUGGCCAUGCUCUAUGCAACAUGUCUGUGCACUCAUGUUGGUUGGUUUCCCAUGAUUCCCUUCAAGAGGAUAUGGCAGCUCUUUCUCAGAAGCAGGAAGUUGGCUCACCUGGUCUGGGAUCUAUCCUCUGAACACUGAAUACAAUCUGGAGGACUAACAUAGACCAUAAGCCCCUGGGAGAGAAAGAGAGAGAGAUAGAAGGUACACAUUUCACAGUGACAAACACCAAGAGUGGAGGUGCAGUGGGCUGUGGGUGUAAACGCCAUCUUUAAUGGAAGUCUUAUAUUCACCCUUGAACUUAACAUUAUUCAGAGUGACUUUUAAAAGGAAAGGGCAAGAAGAAGAUGAUGAUAAAGAAGAAGAAGAUAUCAGCGGUCCAGUUUUCUUUCCUUUCAAGCUAUUUGCUUAUUUCCUUUUUCUAUAUUCCUUUGUUUUCUUUCACUCAGUGUGUUAUUUUUUUCUACCAUAGCUGGUUCCCGUGAUUCGGGCUGGUUGCCAGGGAAACUAAUGUCUGAGAUUUGUCAUGUGUUCUGUUUUUUUUUUUUCUGUCAGAGGUGGACAACAAGAGUGCAGAGACUAGAGACAGAGAACUAGGACCAUUAUUAGUUCACAAUGGAAAUAUACAGACAGAGGUGGCACUUGUGUUCCCGGUUAAGAGGUUGGGAAAAAAACAGGCACUGAGCACAGACAGACCUGUAGGCAUAUUUACGCUUGUUCUUUCCAGGUUUAAGAAGGGGUCCAUGUUAUUGUUCAUCUUAUGUUAUGCAUGAGAUUGUUUAUGUGUGUGUGUGUGUGUGUGUGUGUGUGUGUGUGUGUGUGUGUG